This is a messenger RNA of Cryphonectria parasitica EP155, 699 nucleotides long. RefSeq lists its product as uncharacterized. The record is from RefSeq and is a predicted model, not a curated record. The transcript is spliced from 2 exons. Lineage: Eukaryota; Fungi; Ascomycota; Sordariomycetes; Diaporthales; Cryphonectriaceae. The coding region runs from base 1 to 699 and encodes 232 amino acids.
AUGCAACUCUCUAUUCUUUCACUCCCUCUGGUCGCUGCCCUGGUGGCGGCUAUUCCCAAUGCUCCCGGCGCAAAGAUUACGCCAGCUCCCUUUGCGAACAAGCGCGAUCUGCAACAAAUCACCGUCACCAUCGUCAACAGCAUGGGCGAGGACCUCAGCACUUCGGUAGCCAGCAACGGCGGAGAUGCAACUCUCGUGUCGGGCGGAGGCACGGGCACACUAGCCGCCAACUCUCAGGCGACCAUCGUGGCGCCGCAGAACUGGAACGGCAAUGUCGCCUUUGGACUGGCCAAAUAUAGCGAGAUGGAUGUCCCGUCUCUUAUCGAGCCCGGUCUGACGCAGGUCAGCGGUACCUACAUGAUGGAUAUUGAUGUGUCCUACGUCAACGGCUACACCGUCCCCAUCACCUGCACCUGCAACGACGACAACAGCUUCCUUUCGGGCUGCAGCACGGAUUUGUUUUCGGUGGGCACAUGCGGCCAGGACGGCGAGACGGACAUCCAGGCGGCGGGCGCCUGCCAGAACCCGACCAACGAGGCGAGCGGCAGCGCGACGUCCGCCAGCCCCUUUUUCGCCCCCUGCGCCGGCAAGGCGUACACGUUCCCCAAUGACAACGGUGCCAACAGCGAGGGCAAGUGCACUUCGGGGGCUGCUACGUGCUGCGUCGGCACUUCGGCGAAUGGUUGCCCUUCGACUUAG